This is a messenger RNA of Loxodonta africana (African savanna elephant), 282 nucleotides long. It is a transcript of the gene DEFB121, whose product is annotated as defensin beta 121. Gene Ontology annotation, cellular component: extracellular region. Gene Ontology annotation, biological process: innate immune response. Lineage: Eukaryota; Metazoa; Chordata; Mammalia; Proboscidea; Elephantidae. The record is from RefSeq and is a predicted model, not a curated record. Bases 1 to 204 code for a protein of 67 amino acids. The transcript is spliced from 2 exons.
AUGAAGCUCCUUCUCCUGGUUUUGACUGUUUCCCUAGUCCUGGCCCAGGUCACCUCAGUCAUGAAGUGUUGGCGUAAGCAGGGCAGGUGCAGAACAACGUGUAAAAAUGGUGAAGUAUUCCACAUAUUAUGCAACGUUGAGACUAAGUGCUGUGUGGAGCAAAAGUAUGUGCCUUUCAGACUUGAAGCCUCAAACACAACUUGAAGCCCGGGGUGAACUUCUGCAGACUUGAUGACUGUCUCCCAACCCUGAGUCCCAACACCAUUUGAUGCCACAGUUCUA